This is a messenger RNA of Lymnaea stagnalis (great pond snail), 8184 nucleotides long. Lineage: Eukaryota; Metazoa; Mollusca; Gastropoda; Lymnaeidae. The record is from the annotation of a GenBank genome assembly.
CACCAUUAUUUAUGUUUAAUAAUGGAGAAGAAGGUCCAUUAGCACCACUUUUGGAGACUUACGACUUAUUAAGUUUCUACUACACUGACCCCGAAACUGUUAGUUUAGACCAGCGGUUCUCAACCUGUAGGCUUUAGGUCGCAAGGGGGUCGCAGGACCCUUUUCCAGGGGUCGACUAAGACUAAGACCAUCUGUAAACACACAUAUCCUUACAGCUAUGAAGUAGCAACGAAAAUAAUUGUGUGACUGGGGGUCACCACGACAUGAGAAACUGUAUUAAAGGGUCGCGGCAGUAGAAAGGUUGAGAACCACUGGUUUAGACAGACUAUCAAUCAGGACAGUAUGUGUGAAGUGAGUGGAAUACUUACUAUCAUUGAUAGUAUGAGUAUGAAUGAUGUCAAUGAUCAAUGAUUUGAAUGAUGUAUCAUUCACAUUGAUUAUAAUUUUUGAGGAAAACAUGAAAUGAUUGUGUGUUACUAUUUUUUUUUAAAUUCUUUAAAAACUCAAAUGAUGCCAAUAAUCUAUUGGCUGCGGCUAUUCGGACCUGGUAUCAGAAGUGAGAAGUUGGGUUUAUUAAAUAUAUUAAAAUAUUAUCGUAGGCUAAGGGCCAAUGUUUUUUUUUUUGUAGGACAAAAUUUGGUAUCAAAUGAAAGUGAAAGAUAAUUGAAUACCGGUACUAUACUAUAUUAUUAUUAUAGUUUAUAAACUUAAUUCUUCAGAUUAACUAAAAUAAACUACCACGCCACAAAUGACAUCCGAAUAGCAUUUAGUCGUAAGGGACCCGGGUCCCAAUAGAGGCAACGCGUGUCCGGAUCCAUUUUCCACUCCAUUCAAUUAUCUUUCAUUCCAUACCAAAUUUUAUCUACAAACCCAACAUUAAUAUUUUAAACAUUUUUUAAUCCCAACUGUUGGCCAACCUCGCACUUCUAGUAGCUGGGUCGGAAUAGCCACUUCGUUAUCUAAUAGCUGUAUAGUAGUACUAGUACAUUCUAAGUAUGACUAUGAGUUAUAUUUGUGAUAAUAUUUUAAUAAGCCAAAGUGCAAAAGUACUGACAAUUUAACUAUAAAAUUCCUGCUCAUUUCUUCAGUGAUAAUGAUAAACACUCAGUGGACCAAGGAGCAUAAAUGGCAUAAUAGACUUGAUGUGGAGUCAGUGAAGGUGAUAAUACUCCCACAAUAAAAUUUUAAGAAUAUGACUUGCUCAGACUUUUAUAGUUAUCAGAAGUUAUAUCUUUAAAAAAAAAAUCACCAACACUGGGUGGAUGAGACUCAAUUACCUUAGAUGGCGACUAAUCUAAGAGAAGGCAAAUUCUGAAAUGGGGUCCUUUAGGGCAGUGGUUCCCAAACGUUUAAGUUUGGCGGACUGGUGAACAAGUUUCAAAAUUUUAUCAGGGACCGGUGCAUGAUUUAUUUUUAUACUUUUAUUUCUAUUUGACAAUAAAUAUUUAUGUAAUGGGGACCAGCAGCUUUAUGCAUGCGGACCGGUGAAGGUCCACAGACCGCCAUUUGGGGACCACUGCUGUAGGGGGUAUGACAUUGACACAAUGAAAAUUCUGACCACUUUUUCCAACGUAAAAUACACACAGAGCAAAGUGAAACACAAGAUACACUGCAUCCAGGUCUAUUUACAGCUGUCUUUACACUAAGCCUUGCCAUUUGAUCAAAUAGGCAAGGACGAGAGUCGAGAGAGUGAGGCUGAGCAACUCUCCCUUACUUUAAACAAAAUACAGCUCAAGUAAAAAAAUUGCUUUGUCAAACAACAAAGUGUCAGUAGUACAAAGUACAAUAUAGCAUUUUAUUGGUUUCUUUUAGAAUAAAAUUUUAUAUCUUAAAUAAAACGUCCUCCAUUUAAAUUGAAAUGUCCUCCUGUUUCAUUUUUGCAUCUGGUAGCCCUCGCUCUUCAGUUCAGAACUGAGUCUUCAUUACUUCAGUUGUUUUAGGUACAGAAAGACAGUCAGUGGACAGUAGGUCUAUACAAAAAGUAUUUGAAUUUUUAAAAUCCCCAUAUAAGUCCAUUAAGUUUUUAUAAAAUUUGGCUAACAAAUAAAAGUAAGAAAUAAUUCUCAAAAAAUGCUUCACAGUGUCAGUGAGUAAAAAAUAAGUUGCAUCAUGUAAGAUUUGAUACAGGUUACAUAAAGGCCUAACACUAACAGUAAUAAAAAACAUUAUUUAUAAAUCUGAAAUAUUAAUUGCAUAUAUUAUUUAUUCAGUGGCCGCCCCUAUAUAGGAAAAUAGUUCUGCCAUUCAUGCCACCUCAUCCCCUUAACACUAGUGUAUAUAUCACUAAUAAUAUAAAUUUUAAUUCCACAGUAAUCAUGUGAUUGAAAUUAAAUGAAAUUUUAAAUGAUGUCCGACUUCUCUCUUGUUCGUGUUGUGUUGUUAAUUGCCUUCGGAGCCCUGGUAAGUUUCUUUGAAACACACCAAAAAUAUUUAGAGAUCUUAAAAGGUUAAAUAACUUCAAAAUAACAUGCCCUGACACAUUUCUAGGUUUUCUACACUAGAUUUAGAUCUAGUCCACAUAUUUUUUGGUGAACAUUACGGUACAGAGAAAAUAUUUCAAUAUAUAAUUUUUUUAAAACAUUGGAUUAAAUUUAUUGAAUAAGUUAAUGUUAAGAAAAUUUAAUACUUUUUAUUCUAAAGCCACCUUCAUAUUAUUAUGUUCUUUUCUUCAUUUAUAUUUAUUUUAGCUCUUCAUUUUGGUAUUUCUGUUUGCAAAACGGCAAAUAAUGCGGUUUGCUUUAAAAUCUGCCCGUAAGCCUCAUGUUAAUAUAGGAUCUGAUGCUCCUAAAGUAAGUUUUUAGAUUUUAGUGUCUCCAUAGCCUUUUCUAAACUUUGGUGUUAUGCACUUAUUUUUUAAAUUUUUAUAAAUAGUUUUACCUACUUCCAUAAUUAUUUUAAAAAAUAUUCUACAUACCCGGUACUUUUAUUUUGCAAAGCUUUUGAGAGAGAAGAUCCACCAAUGUUUAAAAAUGACAGAAAAUCUCUGUUUUGAACCAACUCUACUGUCAGAACAGGUUCAGAAUGCAGCCAAGUCUAGUAAGUUUCAUUUUGUCUCAUGAUAAUGUUAUUUUUGUUCACUGGCUUUUAGGUGCCAUCCAUUAAUUAUGUCAACAAAAUAGGGGGGUGGGUGGAAAUGUUUGAAAAUUGUUGAAGCAGGUGGUUGUGUGUAUCUAGAUUAGUUGACGUCAACAAUCAUGUUUUCUCUAUUAAAAUUUUAAUCUUAAAAAUUGACUGGUUCUAACAUUAUUUUAACAGAUUUAAUGGGUGUAAAUUACAAUAGUUUUAUAAUUUAUAGGCUUUUAACAAUAUAAUAUUUAUUUAGUGUGUGUCUGUCUGUGCACUGCUGAUGGUCAAAAAUUUAGCACACUUUGUUACCGGUAGUGCAAGAGAAGUCAAAAGUUGGCCUCUCUUCGCUUGUAGAUUUUCUUUGUCGAGGUUCAAAUGUCAUGUGCAGUCAAGAUAAAUGAUAUUGAUAGAGUAGGAAUACAAUAUUUUGAGAAUUAGGGGAAAGUAAAGUGAGUAACAAUAAUAACAUCGCUGCUUGAACAGCUUUGCAAAAUCUGUAACAUCUAUUUUGCAUCACAAGUCAUGUUGAAAUAGCAUGUUCAACAGCACUGAUGAUGCAUAAGAAAUUACCACCUGCUCCUCAACAAAAACGGAUUUGACUAAUGCAAGUAGCUGCCAGGAGACAGAGAGAGCUUAUGGCAAUUAUUACUCACACUGUUAAUACUUCUAUUUUAAGUGCUGAAUGGUUAGAUGAGGAUGAUGUUGACUUGUCUGGUCUAUCAGAUCCGUAAGAUACAAGUUAUAAAUCAGCUUCUACUUCUAUGCCCAUUUUUACGAUAGAGCCACACCUGGCUACUAACUGGGGAGAUGAUAGCAGCUAGAAGCUAUGCUACAAUUUUCAGCUAUAUUGACAAUAUUCAUAUUUAUACUUUCACAGACAAUGAUAUUUAGUCUUCAACAACCUUUUCAUUGAUUCUGCAUAAUAAAAUUUAAGUGUAAAAACUUUUUAACCUGUUGAUUAACAAGCUAAGGAUGCCGUAAAAUAUUUUUCCUAAAAUUUUAUGUUUUUAAAAUAGAUCCGCUCAAAGUAAAAUGUAUUUAUAAAUUUAUUUAUAUUAUAAUUCAUUUUUUUAAAAGUGGGGGGGGGGGGGGGGGGUUGGGGGGGGGGGAAUCAUUGAAAGUUUGACAGUUGUUGACAGAGGGUGUAAAAAAUUGCUUAAAAAUUUUUGACGUAAUUAAUGGGCGUCCCCUUAGUUAUACAAUAGUAAUUUAUUUUACUAUUUGUGACAAUAAUAUCUUAUUUAAGAAAACAAUGUAAUAAUUUUGGAAUAUUUAAUAAAUAUUUGCAUUCAUUUUUUUCUUUAGUGGAAAACACAUAUUACUACCGCAUGAAAGCUCUGGAUGCAUUUUCAAAUGCAGGUAAAAAAUGAUGCACUGUUUAUCUAGCUUUUUGUUAUGAUAUCAUUGGUACCUAUAUAUCAUAUCUAGCUUUUUGUUAUAUCAUUGGUAGCUGAGAGACCUUUUGGGUUUUUGGUGCUUUAAAUUUAAACCUUAAUACUCUCAAUUAUCAGUUACUUUUGACUGUAAUUUUUUCUCUAAAUGACAUUAAAUAUGUAUGUUUAUUUCAAUUCCCUAUUUGCAUCUGUUCCAAUUUGUACUUAAAUUAAAUUAAUUUUUUUUUUUAUGGCAGUCACCACUCUUCAGCUAAUGGAGCCCUCAAUACCCAGGAGAGAAGCCAAGCAAACGAUUCAGCUUUUUCUCUACUGUUUGUGCCCUAGUGCUGUGGAUAGUAAAGAGGCAACAAUAAUUGAACAAUUUGCUCGCUGGUAUCUUCAUGCAAGGCACAGCCCGGCGGUUAGUAAAAUUUAUAAAUAUAGUCAGAUCAGUGCAGCUGAAGAACGUGAAGUCAUAUGUCAGGGUGAUGGUGGAGUUUAAUUACUGUACCGGUAACUAUUUUAAAGCCAUUUAAUUUUUAACCCUUCCACAAAGUCAACAUUUCUUUAAAUUUACUGUUGUUCAAUUAGGCAUCUUUAUUUGGUCACUCAGUUCUAUAAAUAAUGUCACUAAUUUAUUCUCCCCAAAACGAGUGCUGUAGUGAGAGUUGGGGUAUUUGCUGGUAUACCUUCUACUUCUGCUCGUUACGCCUUGAUUUUGAUGGGCCUCCAUCUGCAUCCAACUCUGCACAGUGUACACUUUAGGACUAAAUCACGUCCAUUAUGACGUAAAUUAAAUACCGGUUGUGGUUAAAUAUGGAAUAUCAAACUAAAUUAUCUACAGUUUAUUACAUGAGCAUUUUUAAAGUAUAUUACCGGUACAAAUUUACUGAUCAAAUAAUUGAUGUAAAAAAGCAAUUUGAUUGAUCAUAAGCCAGCGUGCUAAUCUGUACAAGCCUACUACAACUGUAUAUCAAUAACCAAUUGUAAACAGAAGAGAUACUGGUAUAGCUUGACCAUAACAUCACAGUAACUGUAUUUUCAUAUAUAGGUAGUAUACCGGUACUGAAAUAAGGGUUUUCUAUACCGGUACUAUUAGAGCACCAUUUUUAACUUACAUCACAAAAAUCAUAAUAUUUUUAUAGGAGUUUGGAGAAGAUGAAUUUGUCAAAUAUAUGGAACUUUUGGACAAGGUUAUCCGACUGUAAGUAUUUCUUGGUGCAAAGAUCCUUAAAACUCUGCAAAGAACUUAAGUUUCUCAUGGUAGCUGUAGCUGUUGAAUACAAAAUAUGGGAUCAUGUGCAUUAGUUUAUACAUUAGUGACUUUUAAAAGUUUAAGCAGUUUCAUGCCAUUUCUUUAGUGAUUAGUCUUUUCUUCCACACUGUACUUCUCCUCAAUUCUAAAGUUGACUUAGAGAUUUGAUUGUGAUGCAUUGUUCAUACCGGUACUCAGAUUUUUAGCUCUGCUGGUCAUCCUUAAUAUUAGAUAAAUAAUUCCAUAAUCGGAAUUAAAAAAUGAUACCGGUAAUAAGAUUGAUGAUAAUAAUUCAUUAAUUAAUAAAUUACUAUUUAUUGUAUAACUGAAAAUAAGUGUUGAAUUCUCAAUCAAAUCUGAGACAACUGCAAUAUUUUCAUGUUUUCAGUAUGUUAGUGUCUUCUCUAUUAAUAGAAUAGCUGUCCUUUAAAAAGGAUAAUGAAUGAAGGAGUGUUCAAGAUAUGUGAAGGAAAUGUAGAAUAAGGUAUGUGGAAGCUUGAAUUAAAAGACAGUACAAUAAGAUAAGAAUGUUUAGGCUGAGAGCCUUCCUCAGCAUACAGGACAAAUGAAAAUAUGACAAGAAACAGAAACUAGUUAAAAACUUUAGUGACCGCCAUUGGUAUUGCGGGAAGUUGGAUUUUCCAAAGCCAAGAUUACAGGAAGUAAAAGAAUUUAUGUAUUAUUAUUGACUGUGAAAAAUAAGAUCUGAACGGAACAAAAUAUUUUGGAGAUAUAUAAAAUACCCGUACCUUAUAAGAAAUAUGGAAAGAAAUACAAGGAAAUUGAGUAGGAGAGUAUUUGAUUAAUACCAUAUGGUGAUAUUGUGCUGAAAAGCUGAAUUAAUUUGUUGUCCAUUUUAAUUUUAACUCUCUCUGGUGUGUUGGUACAGGAAAUCAGGGCUGUAAUGGAUACAUCUAAUGUCCCUUCAUGUUUAUCUGCGAUGAAAUGGGAUGAGACCGGGGAAAUUUUACCUUGUUCAAUAUGACUAAGACUAAGAUGUUCUUAUGUUAUUGUCCUGUCUUUCGAUUCCAGCUUCCACAUACCUUGUUCUACUAUUCCUGUCCUUUAUAAGAGCUUUCCUUAAUAUUUAUUUGUGUGUUAUUACAUACUAGGAUAAAAAUGGACCAAAAAAGGCGGAGUAAAAACAUAAAAGCUGUUGAUUUGGAAGUUCAGGUGAGAAAGGGAUCUAAAGGCUCGGAGACUGUGACGAGUGCCAGAAAGUAUGAGACUAUUUUAAUGGAAGAAAUCGGCAAGCAUAAAGGAUGUGGAGCAUCAGAGGUUGUUGAUCGUCAGCCAGCAAACAGGGACAUGUCAAGUGGGUACAGCAGCACAGAUAGAUCCAGCAGUCAGGGUAGUGCGGAGAGACUUCUUAUGAUAGGGGAGAAAAGGUUGUGAUGCUCAUCACUCAUUUUAUAAAUUUUCUGCAUUGCCAGAUAGUAAAUCAUUUAGCCUUGCAACCCCUGAAUUGCCACUUCAAACCCCUUGGAGGUUGAAAAACCCUGUGUUAAAUAUUAGUUUGAAUUGUGUCCUAAAAAAUUACAUUUAUAAUCAUAUGAUCACGUAUAGGUGGGUCUUUCGUGUAUAAUGUCACACAAUUUUUUUGACCCCUGUAAAAGACUUUUCUACCACACCUACUUUACUACAAAUGUGGAUGACACUCUAAGCUAAAGGAGAAAAAAAAGCAAUUCUCAGAAAUUAUCAUGAUUUUCAAGAGGGGAAAAAUUACACUAAUAAAUAAUAGUCACUCAGUUAACGUUAAAUGCAGUAAAUGUUUUAGUAUGAGGCUAGCAGAUGGGACUGUGCAAUACAUGAUGAUUUUCAUUGGUUAGUUUGAUUGCUCAAAUAAUUAUUUCUUAUCUGCAUUCAUCCAGCUGUGAUAGCUCAAACACAUUAACUUCUGUUCAGUUCAAUAAUUUGGGCCUCCUCUCUGAUGAUGCCAUUUAUAAUACAUUUGUAAGUAAACAUACAAUUAUUUCUUGAGAUUUUUUGUUAAUUUCCAAAGACAAAUUCUAAUUACUGGGUUGCUCAUAAAUCAGCCUCUUAAUUCAUGUUUCUAUACUUUCAUGUUUAUCCAUUUUCAAUAAUGGAAAUGUGAACAUUCCUUUGUAAGAAUUAGCUCACAUUAAUGCAUUCUUAUUUAAGAGUAUGAGUAUAGGUCUGCACUUUCCAACUAUGCGUAGAUGUUGACAUACUCUAUUGUACCAGUAUGUUUGGUUGUUAAAUUUUCAUGUGUCACAGAAAAAGGCAUUUCUUUUUACGGUACAUUUUUUUGUGAACUAAUGACAUGCUGAAUGAAACACUCAUUAAUACUAGUCCCCACCAUUAUAGAAGGAUGUAGCAUGAAGUGAUGAAUGUAUUUGUAUUUCCCUGUAAAUGUGGGUAUUGUUACAUGACCAUUGACACUUACGAGUUAUUGGUAGGAAAUUAUUCAUGUUUGUAUGUAACAAAGUGUGCUGUAACAUUGUGUGCUUCCAAUAAACAACAGUGCCC